Molecule: messenger RNA, 1883 nt
Organism: Humulus lupulus (European hop)
Lineage: Eukaryota; Viridiplantae; Streptophyta; Magnoliopsida; Rosales; Cannabaceae
Product: protein trichome birefringence-like 42
Exons: 8
Coding region: 1-1677 (558 amino acids)
Cellular component (GO): Golgi apparatus
Molecular function (GO): O-acetyltransferase activity
Source: RefSeq, a predicted model, not a curated record
AUGCUCUGUCAUAGGCUGGUGGAUAUUCUUCCUAAUCUGAUAAACCAGAACCAAGGGGCUAUUAUAAAUGAUAGGUCUCUUGCUCAUAAUGUUCUUAUUCUCCAAGAUCUCAUUAAGGGAUAUAAAAGGAAACAUAGUUCAUCCCGUUGUCUGAUGAAGAUUGAUUUGAGCAAAGCCUAUGACUCCGUAGAUUGGGAUUUCUUGGAGAAUUUGCUGAAAGCAUUAAGGUUUCCUGGUCGUUUUAUCAGAUGGGUCAUGAUCUGUAUGAGAGGUUCUUCCUACUAUCUAAUGAUGAAUGGGCGGCUUCAAGAUAGUUUUCAAGGUGGUAAAGGUCUUCACCAAGGUGACCCCAUUUCACCUUUACUAUUUGUAAUAGUUAUGGAGUACCUUACCAGAUCUCUUUUUCAAGCUGCUAAGGAUAAAGGAAUGGUUAUCAAUAAAAAUAAAUCUAGAAUUUACUUUGGUGGUGUUUCGGACCCAGAUAAAAGUAUUCUGCUGAAUCUCUCUCAGCUGGCUGAAGGGGAGUUUCCUUUGACUUAUCUUGACAGGAAAAGCUCUAGGGACUGGGUCACUGUAGCUGCUCUUGCUGCUUCAGCAAUAAUCUCAUUAUCAUCAAUGGAAUAUUGGUGGUUUGGUUCUAUGGUGGUGGUGCUGGUAAUCUUAUCAGCCAUGCAACUAGUUUCUUCUGAAGAAAAUGGCCAGAACUGUGACUUUUUUGAAGGGAGUUGGGUAUUGGAUAACUCAUCAUCUUCUCCUCUUUAUGAUGAAAAUAGCUGCCCCUUCAUUGGUUUCAAUUGCCUCAAAAAUGGUAGACCUGAUAAGGACUACCUCAAAUAUAUAUGGAAACCCAAGGAUUGUUAUCUACCAAGGUUUGAUGGUCGAGAUAUGUUGGAGAGAAACAGAGGGAAAAAAAUAAUGUUUGUUGGGGACUCACUCAGUAACAAUAUGUGGCAGUCACUCACAUGCAUGCUUUACACCGCAGUCCCAAAUUCUAAGUACAACUUAACUCAGUCUGGUUGGCUUCACACAUUUUCAUUUCCGGAAUACGAUGUGUCAAUUAUGUUUCAAAAAAAUGGGUUUCUGGUAGAUUUGGUUCAAGAAAAAAUAGGGACAGUGCUAAAGCUGGAUUCCAUCAGCUACGGCAAAGAAUGGAAGAAAGUAGACACGGUCAUCUUCAACACUUAUCACUGGUGGACUCAUACUGGUCGCACUAAAACAUGGGAUUAUUUUCAAGUGGGAGAUAAGAUAGUGAAAGAAAUGAAUCGUUUAUUGGCUUUCAAAAUAGCUUUAACAACAUGGGCUAAAUGGGUCGAUACUAAUAUUGACACUUCAAGGACUAGAGUGUUUUUCCAAGGAGUUUCAGCUGUUCAUAUCAAUGGCUCGGAAUGGGGUGAUCCAAAGGCAAGGAAUUGCCAAGGGCAAACCCAACCUGUCAAGGGUUCCGAGUAUCCAGGCCCUACCCACCCAGGUGAAGUCAUUGUAAAGAAUGUAACAAGUUCCCUUGGAAAGAAGGUCUAUUUGCUGGACAUUACAUUGCUCACACAGCUGAGAAAAGAUGGUCAUCCUUCCCUCUAUGGUACCAUAAACAAGACCUCAGUGGACUGCAGCCACUGGUGUCUACCUGGUGUUCCUGAUGUUUGGAAUGAAAUCUUGUAUGCAGUUUUGCUCAGCAGUUAGAAUUGAACUCAUAAUUAGGCAGUGAAACAGUUGUCUUUUGUUCAAAUGCCAAUAAAGCAAAAACUUAAACCUGGUCUUGGUCUUGGUCCUGGUCUUGGUUGGAAUGAGAUCAUUAACACCUGCAAGGCAAGCACCGAAGAACAAAUCUUCACAUGUUUGAGUCUAGAUCAUGAUUAGUCAAUGAUAAAAAAAUGUUGGAGCUAGAU